CAGAUGUUAGCUCAGGGCUAAUCUUCCUCAAAAGCAAACAAACAAACAAACAAAAAUUACACCCUAUUCUCCUUAGGAAGCAAGAAUGUUCCAGGUGUCCCAUGUCUUGAAAGUCUUUCCAACUCAUCAUUAAACUGUGACCAAGAAAGUUCAAAGUGAUAGAAAUGAAGGCUAGAAUGCUUCAGACUGAUGGGGGCUCAGGUCAGCCCUGAGAGCCUGAAGCACAGUGACAGGACAUUAAAAGAGGCAGAAAUAAGAUAAGCCACCAAGAUGUUGGUGGCUCCAAUCCAAUAGCUUUUCUAGGGUUUUUUUGUAUGUCAAAUAGCUAAAGCCUUCUGCCAGAAACAGUUUGGAGGUUUGAUUUUUAAUGCACAGCAUUUAUGGAGCCCUGGCCACAUACCAGCCACUGUGCUAAGGUGCUCACUUAAAUCCCAAACUAGCCAAUGAAGAAGGUAUUAUCAUUACUUCUCAUCACACAGAUGAAAUGAGACUUGGAGAUGCUAAGCAACUCGGCAAACAUCAUCCAGAGAGGCAAGUGUGGGUGCAAGUGUGCCUCUGGUAUGUGUGUGUGUGUAUUUAGGAGAGGGAUGGUGUCUCACUUUCAGCAGAGUGCUAAAUCAUGACAUGGCCCCAACACUUCCUCUCUUCUUUGCUCUUGAUACCUCCACCACACUUACAGAAAAUUGCCCAGGUAAGGCUUGAUCCCUAUUCUUUCUACCUUGACAUAACAGAGAGUUUAAUACCAAUGAUAUUGGCAGAAAUAGCUAUUCCUGGGCUACAGUAAACUGCAUUUGCAGCAAAUGGGCCUCUCACUUCUCCAGACGUCACUCCGAGCAGCAAAGAAGGCCUGGCAACAACAAUGAGGGGAUGGUACGCCCUGCACCCUUUGUUCUAUUGUUUAUGUUAUCACCAUGCUGCAGGCUCAGGCACCCUUUGCACCUGCAGAUUUUUCCACUCCACAUAAGGCAACUAAGUAGGACUGAAGGGCAAAAGGGUGAGGGUGUUCACCAUCAACAAGAAACCUUUAUUGGAGAAGGCAGCACAAAGGAGACUGAAUAGCAGAGAGGUUGCAUAGGCAGGCCAUAUGGGUUCAAGCCUUGCCUCUGACGCCAUGAGAGGGAUACCCUUGUGCAAGUUACUUAGGUCUACAUGGGUCUCAGUUUCCCCAUCUGAAAGUGGAGAUAAUAACAGCACCAGCUUCACAAGCUUUUCAUGAAUGCUGAACGAUAUUAGGAGUGCAUAGUGCCUGGUCUGCAGCAAGCACUUAACAAACAUUGGCUUCUGUUACUGAAGAUAGCUCUAUGAGGUGUGCUAAGUGCUAAGCACGCAACACAUAGCCUCUAUCCACACCAUCUAGGUAGGUUAGGGAGAUGGGGCACACACUAAAAAAAUAAUUAAUAAUAUAAGGUAGAAAAUUGUCACAUGAGUAGUACAGAUACAUACUACGGAAAUACAAAGGAAGAAAUAACAAUGUUAGAAAAAAACCCUGCUGGAUUACAGAUGGCAGGCCAGAAAGGGAAGGGGACUUUACCAAUGUCACAAAGCUAGUUUUGAAAAGAGUUGGGAGUAAAGUCUAGAUCUCCUGAUUCAUACUGUAAAACUGUUUCAGGAAACUAUGCCACAAUAGCACUAACGAAAAUAAUCUUAACAAUAGCAUUAGUUAACACUUUGAAGAUACUUUUUACGUGACAGGCAUUUUCACACAAUAUCUUAUUAAACCCUCAUGGUAACCCUAGGAGAGAGGUAUUAUAUUUUCCCCCAUUUUACAGAUGAGAAAGUCGAGGUACAGGAAGCAUAAACAAUUUGCCCAAAGUCCGACAGCCAGAAAGUGGCCCAGCCAGGACUUAAAUGAAGGUUUCUAAACAGUUAUCAUGGAGGACUAUAAUGAAAGAGAGGAAGGCAGGGGAGCCAGAGGCAAGGGGAAUGACAGACUGAAUCUUGGCGGUAGAAAUGGACAUUCAUGAAAAGUGAAUGAACUGCUCUUACUGGAAGAGGAAAUUCAGGUAGAGGAGUUAGAAAAUACGGUUAGAACAGAGUAUGAGGCAGAGAGAAGGGGGCUUGAAUGUCAAUCGAGGCAGCAAAUUUUCUGUUUGUCUGCUUGGUUGGGGAGAAGGUAGGGACAGAAGACAGGAGCUUGACAAUUCUAUAGUUGUGUGUUUUGUUUUUAAGACUGAUCUGGUCACAGACAGAAUGAAGGAGAGUCCAGUGGCAGGGAGACUGGUCAGCGGCCAAAUGUCGCAGCUCCAAAGAAGGAUAGGGUGUUUUUCAGGUGUUCCCCAACUUUCUGAGGUCACACGGCCACAAGUCCACUUCCCAAUCUCACUAUAGAGCAUCACGAGAGACUAACACUCUCCACCCGUCUCUCCCCACAGGCUGCAGUAUUCCCACAUCUGUAUUAGUCAACAAAGCCCUUUGGGAAUCAUGAAGAUUCUUUUCUGCUACCAGACGUUCAGAUUCAUCUGGCUCCCCAAGCCAUCUGGCCGGCACUUUCACAAAGAUCACCAGCUUUGGGCACCUCUGACUCUUGCUGACUUUGAAGCCAUAAAUCGCUGUGAGAGGUCAUUGCCUAAGAACUUUAACUUUGCUGGGGAUGUGCUGGACCAGUGGUCCCAGAAAGAGCAGACAGGAGAGAGACCAGCCAACCCAGCCCUGUGGUGGGUGAACGGCAAAGGGGACGAGGUGAAAUGGAGCUUCAGAGAACUGGGCUCCUUGUCCCGAAAGGCUGCCAACGUGCUCACCAAGCCUUGUGGCCUAAAGAGAGGAGAACGAGUGGCUGUGAUUCUGCCCCGAAUCCCAGAGUGGUGGCUCCUAAACGUGGCUUGUAUGCGAACAGGACUUGUCUUCAUGCCAGGAACAACCCAGCUGACAGCAAAAGACAUCCUCUAUCGGCUACGAGCAUCCAAGGCCAAGUGCAUUGUGGCCAGUGAGGAGGUGGUCCCAGCAGUGGAGUCCAUUGUGUCAGAGUGCCCUGAUUUGAAGACCAAACUCCUGGUGUCUCCACGCAGCCAGAAUGGGUGGCUCAGCUUCCAGGAGUUAUUUCAAUCCGCGUCUGCAGAACACAGUUGUGUGGAGACAGGAAGUCAAGAACCAAUGGCCAUCUACUUCACCAGCGGGACCACAGGCUCUCCCAAGAUGGCCCAGCACUCUCAGAGCAGCCUUGGAAUUGGCUACACCCUCUGUGGAAGGUAUUGGCUAGACCUGAAGUCCUCAGAUAUCAUUUGGAACAUGUCCGACACUGGCUGGGUCAAGGCUGCCAUUGGCAGUGUGUUUUCUUCCUGGCUUCAGGGAGCCUGUGUCUUUGUGCAUCGGAUGGCCCAGUUUGACACUGACACCUUCCUAGAUACGCUUACCACUUAUCCCAUCACCACCCUGUGCAGCGCGCCCACUGUGUACCGGAUGCUUGUGCAGAAAGACCUUAAGAGAUAUAAAUUCAAGAACUUGCAGCACUGCUUGACGGGAGGGGAGCCGCUCAACCCAGAGGUGCUGGAACAGUGGAAGGCGCAAACUGGGCUGGAGCUGUACGAAGGCUACGGACAGACCGAAGUGGGAAUAAUUUGCGCCAACCUGAAAGGACAAGAAAUUAAACCGGGCUCCAUGGGGAAAGGAGUACUACCCUAUGAUGUCCAGAUUAUAGAUGAAAACGGCAACAUCCUACCACCUGGCAAAGAAGGGGAAAUCGCCCUCAGACUAAAGUCUACACGGCCCUUCUGUUUCUUCUCUGAAUAUGUGGACAAUCCAGAGAAAACUGCCGCCACAAUAAGAGGGAAUUUUUAUGUCACUGGAGACAGAGGAGUGAUGGACAGUGAUGGGUAUUUCUGGUUUGUUGGCAGAGCCGAUGAUGUCAUCAUAUCCUCUGGGUACCGUAUUGGGCCGUUUGAAGUGGAGAGUGCACUGAUUGAACACCCAGCAGUUGUUGAAUCAGCUGUUGUCAGUAGUCCAGAUCCAAUCAGAGGAGAGGUAGUGAAAGCUUUUGUUGUCUUAUCUGCACCCUUUAAAUCGUCCAACCCAGAGAAAUUAACUCUUGAACUUCAGGAUCAUGUGAAAAAAUCAACUGCACCUUACAAAUAUCCAAGAAAGGUGGAAUUUGUUCAAGAACUCCCAAAGACAAUCACUGGGAAAAUCAAACGCAACGUUUUAAGAGACCAUGAAUGGGAUCGAACAUAGCCUGAUUUCUUAUCAGUUAAAGGGCUGCUUCUUUUAGUCCUGGCUUCCAGAUAAUUCAGUGACUACUCUCUCAAAGUGCUUAAGAUUUUUCCUGUUGAAAAACUCAACUAAGUUUUUCUUUUGUACUUAGCCAAAAAACAAAAAUCUAAAAAUAUUUGGGAAUUGUUAUGGUGACCAAACUAACAAAAGCAAUGAUUAUAAUGACUGUAAUGUGUAAAAUUACAAAGGUCAAAUGAUUACUUAUAAAAGCACACUGGACAAUGAAUUCAUCUUGUGUCUGAUUAAUUCCAAAUAAAGAUUAGAACUAUCCUAAGAGAAGUGUUCAAGACAGAAUUUCUUCUGCUUAACAUCUUUAUAUAUUACUAAUUCUUUAAGGUGGAUUAAAAUAUUAAUGUUAAGAUGAAAAAUAUAAACAACUCAAAAGCCAAUUAGUGAAUUUAAUUAACUACUGUAUUAUUAUACCUCAUUUUGAAGCAAUUUACUAUCUCUUUAGCUUGGAUUAGUUAAGAGUAUUUAAUUAUUCAAGAGCAAUUACAUUUUCUCUAUUUUUACUUUUUAGGACAAUGUACAUUUUUAUUGACAUAAUUUGACAUAUAAAUAUCUUUGAUAUCCACUUACUAUAAAGCAAGAGAUUUACUAAAAGGCAGAGAUAAAAAGUACAGAACACCAAUCUUUAGAGAACAAAUUUAUUUUGAUUUUUCUGAAAAUAUCAGGAAGUAUGAAAAACAAGCUGAAUAUCUGGCCACACCAAAAGCAAAAUACAAGUUAAAAUAA
This is a messenger RNA of Equus caballus (horse), 4938 nucleotides long. RefSeq names its product acyl-CoA synthetase medium chain family member 4 (gene ACSM4). The record is from RefSeq and is a predicted model, not a curated record. Gene Ontology annotation, molecular function: fatty-acyl-CoA synthase activity; fatty acid ligase activity. Gene Ontology annotation, biological process: fatty acid biosynthetic process; acyl-CoA metabolic process. Gene Ontology annotation, cellular component: mitochondrial matrix. NCBI's taxonomy places the organism in Eukaryota, Metazoa, Chordata, Mammalia, Perissodactyla, Equidae.